Symbiodinium sp. CCMP2592 is the source of this 2457-nucleotide messenger RNA. NCBI's taxonomy places the organism in Eukaryota, Dinophyceae, Suessiales, Symbiodiniaceae. The record is from the annotation of a GenBank genome assembly.
AUGGUUCCCUCCCGCUUCAGCUUUAUCUUCGUCCUGGGCCUCCAGGUGCCCUGGGCGGCCUGGGCGAGCAAGGCUCUGGAGCUCCUCACCGAGGAGGAGAGCGACUUGACCCAGAGGAGACUCGAUUUUGCGGCCUGGUGUGAGAAGGAGGUGGCUACGCAGGAGAAGCAGAGGCAAGAGCUCAUAAAACUGCAGGGCAGCUUCAAUGCGGAAGAUUCUGAAGAUGAGUCGUUCGAUGUGCCCUCCUUGCUCAGCACAGCGAAACAGCUACAGCUGUUGCAGCAAGGGAAGGCCGCAGAGCCUCCAUCCCAUAGCAACCUCGAUGUGGCGGUGCAGUGCCUCUCCGAGCUUGAGUCCGAGCUCGUAGCUCGAUCCUCGAGCUGGGCAUUCGGGGGCGAGAAGCAGAGCCUCCAGGCCGUCCGGAAAGUGCUCGGCGACGCGCGGGAGCAGAAAGCAAUGUCUUUGAGCCAGCAGCCGAAUCUCACGGGUGCGCUGCCUCCAGCACAGCUGGAAAUGAUCAAGGCGAGGCAGCUUCAGGCAGCAGAGGCCCAGGCACUUCACCGCGCCAAAAGCCUUGCAGCACGCAGUGGACGCCAGGUGUUGGAUGCAGCAGUGGCGCAAACGAAUGCAGCUCUCUCCGACGCUGCUGGCAUUUGUGGCCUUGGGCGCACCGUGAUGAACCGCACAGAAAGUGCAGGGAAAAAGCUGGUGAAGCAAGCCCUGGAGCUGAUCGGCAAAGCCGAGGGCGCAGCAGAAGCAUUGGCCAGCUCUCAAGCAACCGUCCAGGCGGCCAGCGCCACGGUGAAACCCCAUGGAACGGAUGCUACGGCUUCCUCAGAUGAGGGCCAUGCACAAGUGACAUCAUCACAACUCGCUCACCUACUGGAGAUGUCCCAGGAGUUGCAGCAACAGCAACAGCAAAUGCAGCAACAGAUGGCGGAGCUGAGGCAGCUGCAUGCAGAAGCUUCGCACCACAUCGCGACGGAUGUGCAGACGCCCCCUGCAGCUGCUGUAAGUGCCGUCAAGACAAAGCCUCAAGAGCCGGUGCUCCCAGUACCAGAAGCGAAGAGCUCGGGACAAGCCGCGGCAUCCACAGCACCAGCCCAGGUCGUUGCCAAGACCUCCAUGUCACUUGCAGCGGAGGUUGCUCAGGAGAGCAAGCUGGAAGCAAGCGAGUCCGAGGAGAAAACUCCCGAGGUUCCUGCUCCUGCGCACGGCAGAUCCAGGACAAAGCAUCAUGCUUUGGAGCCGCAGCACCAUGAAGUCCAUGAAGCGCAGGCCAGUGAAGACGAGGAUCUUCCCAAGAUGCAAGCACCCAAGGACUUCCCUGCAGCUUUGCGGGGCGGCUGGCAGGGCUUGCUGGCUAAGAAGCGUGCAGAAAGCAAGAAGAAGCCUUCAAAGCCUGACGAUGCCCUGGGAAUCAUGGAGCUGAUGCAAACGCCGAAGACGUACACUGCUUGGCAACCGGAUCAAGGCGUGGCCGCAACUGCUGCGAAGGCAAAGGACGAUCUGUUAGCAGCAGAGAAGGCGCUCGAUGAUGAUGACGAGGGUGAGAAGGACACCCCUGCCAAGAAGGAUGUCCGACCCUUCCACCCGGAUCGCGCUUCCCUGACCGACCCUUUGGCCUUCUUCCAGUUCGGUUCUGAAGUCAGGCGCCCGGCUCUAUCGGCACCAAAGGAGGACAACCUUGUUGCGAUGCUACUUCGGAAGUUCGCCCUGGCAACCAACAGCACGUUGCUCAUGGAGCUUUCCCAAGAAGAGCUAAGCAAAGAGAGCCUCCAGUCUUUGCUGCACAAGCUGGAGACAGAAUCCGCAGAUGCGGUCGAUGCUCAAGAUUCAGAGAUCCGAAAAAUGUGCGAGGCAUACGAGCAAGAGUCUUCCAAGAGCAUGGAAGAGGAACUUUCCAAUGAGGUUCACAAUCACUACGCGGUAGCCAAGGCUCGGGAGGAGAAGAAGGUGCUACAGCGAGAGGUUCAAGCCCGUGAGCAUCUCUUAUCGGCCUUCGGACGUACUUCUCACCGGCUGAUGACUGCAAAGCAGCUCAUACAAAGUGGUGCUGCUUCAGACAAACAGAGGUUCCAGCAGCUCAACCAAGAAGUGGAGAAGCUUGGGCAAAGCCCGUCGCACACCGAGCUGCAGAUCCUCAUGAGCAGCUUUGAUAACCUGGUCGAGCAGGAGGAGCAGGAACUGACUGAUGCGGUGGUAACGGCGGUCUCGCGCCAAGAGCAAGCCGAGUCCCGUGACCAGCACGAGCUGGAAGAUCUCAAAGCCAAGAUGCGGAAGCUGGACUCGUAUGCACAAGCUCCAGCCACUGCCACAAAGACUGAGCGCAACAAGCUCGAACGCAUCUGUGCUGUGACAAUGAGUGGUGUCAAAGCUCGACACGCGCAGCAUGAGGUUCAGUGUAUAGCAAUUCGGUCUGCUAUAGCUUUAGUGAGCGAACUGACCCUGCCGUAG